Fragaria vesca subsp. vesca is the source of this 1008-nucleotide messenger RNA. Its product is annotated as pentatricopeptide repeat-containing protein At1g08070-like. Gene Ontology annotation, biological process: RNA modification. Bases 1 to 1008 code for a protein of 335 amino acids. The record is from RefSeq and is a predicted model, not a curated record. The transcript has 2 exons. Lineage: Eukaryota; Viridiplantae; Streptophyta; Magnoliopsida; Rosales; Rosaceae. Gene Ontology annotation, molecular function: RNA binding; protein binding.
AUGGGAGUAAGAGCUUUAGAGCAGCGCCUCUUUCAUCUGCUACGGAGCUGCAGCAGACUCCAAAAUCUGAUACAAAUCCAUACACAAAUUCUAGUUCACGGUUUGGCUCAGAAAAGCUACAUUCUUUCUAAGCUGGUAGCAUUCUAUGUAGCUUCUGCGCGUCUCGAGGAUGCGCUCCGAGUUUUUGGGAAUGUAGAGAAUCCGAGUAUCACUGUGUGGAACCAGAUGAUCAGAGGAUAUGGUGGUAGCGAAACUCCGAGGAAGGCGGUUGAGUUGUAUAAGAGGCUAGUGGCGACGGAGGCCGAGCCGGAUGGGUAUACGUAUUUGUAUGUGGUUAGUGCUUGUGCUAGGUCAGGGCUGGUUAGAGAGGGUGAGCAGUUGCAUGGGCGAGUUUUGGUUGGUGGGUUUGGUUGUAAUGUGUUUAUUCAGACUAGUUUGGUUAGUUUUUAUGCAACGGGUGGAGGGUUAAGUAGUGGUGUGGGGUAUGCACGCCAGGUGUUUGAUGAAAUGCGUGAGAGGAGUGUUGUCAGUUGGAAUGUGCUGCUUGGUGGGUAUGUAAGGAGUAUGGAUUUUGAUGCGGCGCGGAGAGUUUUUGAUGAGAUGCCAGAGAGGAAUGUGGUGUCGUGGACAACGAUGAUUGCGGGGUGUGCUCAGAAUGGGAGGUCGAAGGAGGCUUUGUGUUUGUUUGGGCAGAUGAGGAGGGCGAAUGUGGAACUGGACCAGGUUGCGCUAGUGUCGGUGUUGUCGGCGUGUGCUGAAAUUGGGGAUUUGAGAUUGGGAAGGUGGAUUCAUUGGUAUGUUGAGGAGAGAUUGUGUGUAAGAGGCAAGUCGCGGUUGGUGACUUUGUACAAUGCACUCGUUCACAUGUAUGCCAGUUGUGGUUUCGUUGAUGAAGCCUAUAAGGUGUUCAAACAGAUUCCUAGAAGAAGCACUGUCUCGUGGACCAGCAUUAUAGUUGGUUUUGCAAAGCAGGGUCGCGGGGAGGAAGCUCUUCCCAUGCUGGAUUAG